AUGACAUCCAGGGUCAUUCCAGGGAAGUGGCUUCCUUCAAGAGUUGGGCCUACACUGGUCGUAAUUUUCACUCUUAUACCGGCUCUGUGCGGUACCAUUGAUGUGAACUGCACCGAGCCAAACCAACCAGCCCUGCUGAAGGCUCUGAAUCCAGUGUUUAACCUGAGCGCCAUUCGCCCCGUGAUGAACCUGACGACUCCCACCAAUAUCAAAACUUACUUCACCAUGUAUGGCAUACUGGGAGUGGAUGAAAAGGCUCAACUCUUAGAAACAUACAUCUGGCUGCAUUAUUGGUGGCAUAAUGAGUUUGUCAACUGGGAUCCAGUUCAGUGUGGCACCAACAAGAUCUCUCUCCCAAGAUCCAAGUUUUGGGUGCCAGAUAUUGUCAUCAAUGAAUUUAUGGAUGAAAACACGGCCCCCUUUGUCCCCUAUGUAUACCUUUAUAAUGAUGGCAGGGUGCAUGAUUCUCAACCCGUCAAAGUGGUCAGCUCCUGUAACCUCGACAUCUACACCUUCCCCUUCGACAUACAGAACUGCACCAUGACUUUCAACUCCUACUUACACUAUGCCAUGGACAUCCAGAUUUUCCUCAACAUUUCGGCAGAAAACAUUACAAAGAACUCCAAGAGGGUGAUGACCACCAUGGGGGAGUGGGAGCUGCUGGAGAUCACUUCCUUCAAAAAUAACUCAAGGGGAGAUAAGGAAUAUUACAUCGACGAGCUAACAUUCUAUGUCAGAGUGAGGCGCAGGGCCACCCUGUACGUGGUCAACCUUCUGAUCCCCAGCUGCUUCCUCAUCACUGUUGACCUCUUCAGCUUCCUGCUGCCUCCUCAGGCUGUGGAUCGCUCCGCCUUCAAGAUGACCCUGAUCCUGGGCUACACAGUCUUCCUGCUCAUCAUGAACGACCUGCUGCCCAUCACUGGAAACACCAUACCGCUCAUAAAUGUGUUCUUCUCUCUCUGUCUGGCUCUGAUGGUGGCCAGUCUGCUGGAGACCAUCCUCAUCACCAACCUGCUCAACAGCUCUGAUAAUUUAGGACCCCUCCCACGCUGGAUCAGAGUAGUUUUUCUGCACUUCCUGGGCCUUGUUGUUUGCCUGCCUCAGAAGAAGCAGAAGAAACCAAAAGCUUUCGACAUGAAACCCGCAGUACCAAAGCAGACAGUGGAUAUGAGGUCUCCAGAGGUAACGGGGUCAGGUGUGGACAACAAGGCCGUUCAGGAGCUAAGCAGCCUGGGUAAAGACCUCAAGGCCAUCCGCCUCCUGGUGGAGAAACAGAUGGGCACAAGCGAAAGCUCAGAGGAGUGGAUCCAGGUGGGUUUCAUCAUUGAUCGUCUGCUGUUCGGCGUCUACAUCCUCUUCAUAUCAGUCAGCUUCAUUACCAUCAUCAUUAUCUGGGUGAACUCUUACAGUCAGUAG
This is a messenger RNA of Cheilinus undulatus (humphead wrasse), 1416 nucleotides long. RefSeq names its product 5-hydroxytryptamine receptor 3E-like. Gene Ontology annotation, molecular function: neurotransmitter receptor activity; transmembrane signaling receptor activity; extracellular ligand-gated monoatomic ion channel activity. The record is from RefSeq and is a predicted model, not a curated record. Gene Ontology annotation, cellular component: postsynaptic membrane; synapse; neuron projection. Gene Ontology annotation, biological process: nervous system process; monoatomic ion transmembrane transport; chemical synaptic transmission. Bases 1 to 1416 code for a protein of 471 amino acids. Lineage: Eukaryota; Metazoa; Chordata; Actinopteri; Labriformes; Labridae. The transcript has 10 exons.